Molecule: messenger RNA, 1650 nt
Organism: Papaver somniferum (opium poppy)
Lineage: Eukaryota; Viridiplantae; Streptophyta; Magnoliopsida; Ranunculales; Papaveraceae
Exons: 5
Coding region: 1-1650 (549 amino acids)
Source: RefSeq, a predicted model, not a curated record
AUGGCGAUUAAGAACAUUGAGACACAAAUGAGUCAAUUAGCCGCUUCCAUAGGAAAGUUAGAAGCACGAGCAGCUGGGAAACUACCAUCUCAACCGUUUGUGAACCCAAGAGAGCACGUUAAUGCGGUGACGUUAAGGAGUGGAAGGCAAGUAGAAGAUCCAAAUCCGGAUACAGGGGCAGAACAUGUACCCGGUACAGGGCCAGAUGGUUUUCCCAUAAAAUUUUAUGUUCUCUGUUGGGAUAUAUCAAAACAUGAUAUUAUGUUGGUUUUUAAGGAGUUGCAGGAGAAGAAUUUUUUGGAUUGGAGGCUUAAAAACACUUUUAUAGCCUUAAUUCCAAAAAAACAAACCAUUGAAGAGAUAAAGGAUUUGAUACCCAUCAGUUUAGUUCAAGGAGUUUACAAAAUUGUCUCUAAGGUAUUGACUGAUAGGUUAAAAGCAGUUUUGCCGGAUUUUAUUUCUUCUCAUCAAAGUGAUUUCAUCAAGAAAAGGAAGAUUCUAGAUGGUGUGUUAGUAGCAAAUGAACUUAUUGAUUCCAGGGAAAGACUUGGAAAACCUGGAUUGUUAAUCAAAGUGGAUUUUGAAAAAGCAUUUGAUCAUGUAAAUUGGGAUUUCUUGGAUGAAAUGUUUGCUCUCAUGGGGUUUGGAAAUAAAUGGAGAAGAUGGAUCAGGUGUUGUGUGGAAUUUGUCAGAUUUUCAGUAUUGAUUAAUGGCCCUUCUGCAGAUGACCCUUUAAUCUUUUUGGAUGCUGACAUUGAACAAAUAAAGAAUCUCAGACUAAUCCUAUUGUCUUUUGAACAACUUACAGUACUACCCACUACUUACUUGGGUCUUCCUCUUGGUGACAAAAGUGGUGGAGUGGCAAAAUGGGAUAAAGUCAUUGAUAAUAUUUCAAAAAUAUUUUACCAGGUUGGAACAAGUCAAUUCUUAGUAGAUCAGAUUGAAAAUAUUAUUAGAGACUUCUUGUGGCAUGAAAAAAAAGGAAGAAGAAAAAUGCAUUUAGUGAAGUGGCCUGCUCUCUACAAAAGAAGAAAAUUUGGAGGUUUGGGUAUUAAAAGCAUUAAGAAAACGAAUCAGGAUCUCUUAACAAAGUGGCAUUGGAGGUAUGCUACAGAAAAAGAAGUUUUAUGGAGGGAAAUUGUGGCUGAGAAGUAUGGCUCUGAAACAAUGAAUUGGUUUUCUAAGAUUCCUAAAUGUUCUUAUGGGAAAUCAGUUUGGAAGGGAAUAAUGCAAUGCAACUCUAUAUUCAGAAGUCAUGUUAAGUUUAAAGCUAAGUCUGGUAGAACUAUAAAAUUCUGGUUGGAUAGAUGGUUGUUGGAUGAACCUUUGUGUUUGAAGUAUCCAAACUUAUUCUCAGUCUCUAAAACUAAAAAUAAUUCAAUUGCAGAGAUUUUUCAAGAAAAUCAAUGGAAUCUGGAAGUUCCUAGAAGACAAAACAAUGAUGUUAGAACUGAACUUGAAGAUCUCCAAAGUAAGUUGCAACUGGUUUUUCUUGACUCCAAUGCAGAUGAUGAAAUUAUAUGGGAUAUUGACAGUAAAGGCUCUUUCACUGUGAAGUCCACUUAUGAUUCCCUUGCUCAAGAUCCAACUGAUAUGGAUUCUUCUUAUAUUUUAAACUAUGUUACUGAAGAAGAUGCCUACAAAGUGUAA